Messenger RNA from Aspergillus clavatus NRRL 1, 1341 nucleotides. It is a transcript of the gene egl3, whose product is annotated as putative extracellular endoglucanase/cellulase. Gene Ontology annotation, molecular function: hydrolase activity, hydrolyzing O-glycosyl compounds; cellulose binding. Gene Ontology annotation, cellular component: extracellular region. The coding region runs from base 1 to 1341 and encodes 446 amino acids. Gene Ontology annotation, biological process: glucan catabolic process. The transcript is spliced from 5 exons. The record is from RefSeq and is a predicted model, not a curated record. Lineage: Eukaryota; Fungi; Ascomycota; Eurotiomycetes; Eurotiales; Aspergillaceae.
AUGAGAAUUGCCAACUUGAUCAUGGCCGCCAGCGCUGCUGGUCUGGUCAGCGCUUAUCCCACCCGCGAGAUGGCCAAGAAGCGUGCCUCUGGAUUUUCCUGGGUCGGUGUCAACGUAUCUGGCGGUGAAUUUGGCAGCAACAUCCCCGGCAAGCUGGGUACCGAUUAUACCUGGCCCGACAUUUCCAAGAUCCAGACCCUUCGCGAAACGGGUAUGAACAUCUUCCGUGUUCCAUUCCUCAUGGAGCGUCUGGUCCCUGGCUCUAUGACGGGUAGCCCCGACGCCACGUACUUGGGUGAUCUCAAGAAGGUUGUCCAAUCCAUCACUGACAGCGGUGCUUAUGCUAUUCUCGAUCCUCACAACUAUGGAAGAUACUCUGGAAGUAUCAUUUCUCCUUCUGACUUCAAGGUCUUUUGGAAGACUAUCGCCAGCGAAUUUGCGUCCAACGACAAGGUCAUCUUUGAUACCAACAAUGAAUACCAUGACAUCGACCAGACUGUGGUUCUCAACCUAAACCAGGCCGCCAUCGACGGUAUCCGUGCUGCUGGUGCCACCGCGCAAUACAUUUUUGUUGAGGGAAAUCACUGGACCGGUGCCUGGACCUGGACUGACAACAACGACAACCUUAAGGGCCUGAAGGACCCUCAAGGCAAGAUUGUCUAUGAGAUGCACCAGUAUCUCGACGCUGAUGGUUCGGGUACUUCUGAGUCUUGCGCCAGCCCGACCAUUGGCAAGGAGCGUAUGCAGUCCGCCACUCAGUGGCUGAAGAAAAAUGGCCUCAAGGGCUUCCUUGGGGAGUUCGCUGGUGGUGUCAACUCGCAGUGUGAGACCGCCGUUGAUGGCCUUCUCUCCUACAUGUCAGACAACAGCGAUGUCUGGCUUGGUGCUGAAUGGUGGGCUGCCGGCCCUUGGUGGGGAAGUUACAUGUACAGCCUCGAGCCUGGCAGCGGCCCUGCCUAUUCGACCUACCUCCCCAUCCUGGAGAAGUACUUUGUAAAGGGUUCCGGCUCCGGUUCUGGCUCUGGUUCCUCGUCGUCCUCUUCCUCUUCUUCUUCUUCUUCCACCACCACCUCCAGCUCGACCACCAAUGUGGCCCCCUCGAAGCCCACCACAACCGCCGCUCCUACCACUUCUGCUCCCACUCAGCCACCAGCCGUCGAACCCUCUCCUUCCGCUCCAAAAGCUCCAUCAUCUGCGCCGCCUAAAGGUGCUCCCACGGCGCCCGAAGUCGCCGCUAAGCACUGGUACCAGUGCGGUGGUAUCAACUGGACCGGACCUACCAGCUGCGAGAGCGGAUACACCUGCACUGAGAUGAACCCUUACUACUACCAGUGCGUUUGA